Syngnathoides biaculeatus (alligator pipefish) is the source of this 1679-nucleotide messenger RNA. It is a transcript of the gene pdss2, whose product is annotated as prenyl (decaprenyl) diphosphate synthase, subunit 2. NCBI's taxonomy places the organism in Eukaryota, Metazoa, Chordata, Actinopteri, Syngnathiformes, Syngnathidae. Bases 191 to 1342 code for a protein of 383 amino acids. Gene Ontology annotation, molecular function: prenyltransferase activity. Gene Ontology annotation, cellular component: transferase complex; mitochondrion. The transcript has 8 exons. The record is from RefSeq and is a predicted model, not a curated record. Gene Ontology annotation, biological process: isoprenoid biosynthetic process; ubiquinone biosynthetic process.
CGUAAUGUCCCAAGUCUAUCAAGAUGGCGGCGCCCUGUGGCAGGUCGUGUGUUAUGAAACAAAUGGUUGCAAGGUAGUGAGUUACGUCCGUAACAUAAAGUUGACAACAUGUUGCAUCGGAAGUACUCAAUCGUAAGAUGGCAUUAGAUGACAAAAAUUGAAGAAUCGGAUCUAUAAUACAAGAGGGAAAAUGUUUGCGCAUGUAUGGAUGCGACUGCCUUUAACAGUAGAGUCCGCACCAGGGCGGAGGACAUUGGGUCUAUUUUCAAGUGCAGGACCUUCAAACUGGAAUAAAGUGGUGUCUGACGCCGAAAAGAUCGUGGGCUAUCCAACUUCUUUCAUGAGCCUUCGCUGUCUACUUAGUGACGAGUUUACUAACGUCGCCAUGCAUGUCAAGAAGCUGGUCGGAACCCAACACCCUCUACUUAACACGGCAAGAGGUUUUAUCUAUGACACCAGGAACAACCUUCAAAUGAGAGGACUAGUUGUUCUUCUUCUCUCAAAAGCUGCAGGACCAAGCCACACAUCCUCAGAUCUUUUAUCUCAGGAUAUGGUCAGCGGUAUCUACCCAAGCCAGCGCAAUUUGGCAGAAAUCACUGAGUUGAUCCACACGGCAUUCCUGGUGCAUCAUGGAGUAGUCAAUUUGAAAGAGUUGACAGCUUCUGACGGCUUGCUGAAGGACAUGGAGUUUGGGAAUAAGAUGGCUGUUCUGAGCGGAGACUUCCUUCUUGCAAAUGCUUGUACCGGAUUGGCCCAGUUAAACAACACCAAGGUAGUUGAACUGAUCUCCAGUGCCAUCGGUGAUUUAGUACAAGGAAUCUACUAUGAGAGUUCCAGUAACACUGAGAAUAGUCUCACCACUGAAGUCAGUACCGCAACAUGGGAGGAGCAGACAUUCCUGUCUCAUGCGGCGCUACUGGCCAAGAGUUGCCAAGCUGCCCUGGAGCUGGCACAACAUGAUGAUAAGUCCCAAAGACUGGCCUACAAAUACGGCAAGCACCUGUCCUUAGGGCACAAGCUUAACUCUGACCUCCAGCCAUUUGUGAAGAGCAACGCAGGAGAGCAGGUGUCUUUCAGUUUUAGCGCCGCCCCUGUGGUUUUUCACCGUCACAUCAUUGGCCCCGAGCGAUGGCAGGACCAACUGCAGCAGGCAAAAACAAUGAGAAACCAACUUGAUUACUCCAAGCUUUUGGCAGCAGUUAAGUCAGAGAAAGGCGUGAGUUCGGCAGUCAACUUAUGCUGUUACCAUAGCGACAGGGCUCUAGAGGCCAUCCAGGCUUUCCCCUCCUCCGAGGCUCGAUCUGCCUUGGAAAACAUCGCCUCUGUUAUCACCAAAUUUUGACAAGGAUUCGCUUAAACACGCACACAUUUGUGAUUUUAAAAUUGAAGCUCCAUUGGUCCUUUUGUGCCGAGGCCAGCAAAAUAAUGACAUGAAAUCAGGUGCUCUUUCAUGGACUGCUUGAACAGUUGAGCUCAAUUCUGAAUGCUGCAAGAGCAUAGAUGUUGCUUGUUGGAAAAAUAAAAAUAUUGUUGGAUCAUGCUUUGAAUGAGUGUUGAUGCAUAAUCGUUAUUGAAUGUUUUUGUUUCCAUGGUCAUCUGCAAAGGCUAACAUUUGUAGUUGAAAUUUUGCCUGAAAGGGAUUCAGAACUUUAAAGAUUAAAAGAGUUUGGGAGACCUCA